Brassica napus (rape) is the source of this 893-nucleotide messenger RNA. RefSeq lists its product as uncharacterized. NCBI's taxonomy places the organism in Eukaryota, Viridiplantae, Streptophyta, Magnoliopsida, Brassicales, Brassicaceae. The transcript has 2 exons. The record is from RefSeq and is a predicted model, not a curated record. The coding region runs from base 210 to 743 and encodes 177 amino acids.
GGUUCCACGAUGAGUGGUGACUCUGUUCCUCCUCCUCCUCAGCCUCCGAAAGAAUCAUUCGCUCGACGGUACAAAUAUGUCUGGCCUCUUCUCCUCACCGCUAAUCUCGCCGCCGGAGGUAAUCAAGAGAAUCUAGCAUUUCUGCUUUGAAUUUGAAAUAGAUCUUUGGUUUUGGACCUUUGGUGAUCUGCUUCAGAUGAUUACGCUCUAUGUGUUUGCUGUCUAUUGAUACACAUACUUUGACUCUGAGGUUUAACCAAUUUUGCUCAUCUUUAACCCGUAACAUGAUCGAUAACCUGUUUGAUAUCUAUAUGUACCCUACUAGGACUGCUGAGGUUACAAUCUUUGCAUUAUAUAGUGGCAAAUGCCUUGACAGAGACUUUCAUUACACACUUUAUUGCUGCUUCUUCUUGGUCUUAUUGCUUUUUGCAGGGUACCUUUUCUUGAGGCCUAAGAAAAAGGAUAUCGAUUCUUUAAGUGAAGAGAUUGCUGCUAAAUCAGAUUCAGCCGCUGCGGCUUCUGUUACCAUGGCAAAGCCUGCGCCUUCUGCAGUGGUUGCAGAGCCUGUUGUGAUCAAGGCACGUGAGCCAAUACCGGAGAAGCAACAACGUGAGCUCUUCAAAUGGAUCUUGGAGGAGAAAAGAAAACUGAAACCGAGAAAUGCGGAAGAGAAGAAGAGGAUUGAUCAAGAAAAAGCCAUUCUGAAACAGUUCAUUGGAUCCAAAACCAUUCCUACUCUCUGAUUGUAUUUUCAGUUUCUGUGUUUGAUUUGGUUUCAGUUUUUAUUCUUGUGUAUAUCAAUCAUCAUAUAUUUUGCUUUUGGAAACAAAAACAUAAUACUUUGAAUGUUGAAAACAUUAACUUUGAAAUCUUAGAUUUUGAAAAUUUUAAAA